Molecule: messenger RNA, 483 nt
Organism: Trypanosoma grayi
Lineage: Eukaryota; Euglenozoa; Kinetoplastea; Trypanosomatida; Trypanosomatidae
Exons: 1
Coding region: 1-483 (160 amino acids)
Source: RefSeq, a predicted model, not a curated record
AUGUACGGGAAUUCGGGGCCGCCGAAGAAGUACAGUACUCCGCGCGAUGUUGGCGAGAAUUCGCAGGCGCGACGUGUGUGCCAGAAGUGCGCAUCGACAGAGCAUUGGACGUUCGAGUGCAAAGAUGCUGAUAAGGCUGUGCGCAACACGGCGGCACGCCUGAGCAGGACACAGAUGCUCCGGUGGGGUAUCAAACAGCGGCGGCGCGAGUUUGUGCCGGAGCCGAGUGAGCGGGAGACGUACAGCGCACAGGUGAAGAAGGUGGGGAAGCUGCUGCUCGCCGAAGCGUAUGAGGAGGUGCGGCAGAAGCGACGACUGGAGCAGCAGCCACUGGUGAAGGUGGAAAAGGAAGAGGAAGAGGGGACUAACAGAAGGAGCAGCAGCAGCAGCCAAAGAGAGAUCAAGCAGGAGGUGAAGAUGGAGGGCAAGAGCGAAGACUCUGGCAGGGAAAGGGUGAAGAAGGAAGAGGAGGCUGACAGCUGA